Biomphalaria glabrata is the source of this 4899-nucleotide messenger RNA. RefSeq lists its product as uncharacterized. Lineage: Eukaryota; Metazoa; Mollusca; Gastropoda; Planorbidae. The transcript has 6 exons. The record is from RefSeq and is a predicted model, not a curated record. Bases 110 to 757 code for a protein of 215 amino acids.
GUUAUAAGUAGUAGUAAUCGCUUAAUGAAACAAUAAAGAAAUAGACUUUAGUUCAGAUGUAGGAAAUGAAACUAAAUGUUGACACAAGAUUAAGAAUAUGUAAAACAAAAUGCCUUUCAAGCGAAAAGCUAUUAUACUUCUAGUGAUUGUAUUGUUCAAAGAAUCAGAUGGCUAUUGCCCUACUGCUAAAGAGGGUGAGACAGUAACUUUUCAGGGAACAUUUACACAUACCUUUGAAGAUCCCGUUGAAAUAAUAUGGUCAAAAGAAGGAAUAGUUCCUACCUACUCAAAGUGCAAUCAUCUCAUUGUGUGCCGAGAUUCAGAGAACAAGACACAAACAUCCUUGGUAUUAAAAGGCAACAACGUCUACAAGUUUUCCUUUCAAAUCAAGAAUGUAACAAAGAACGAUUUCGGCUUGUGGAAACUGAUGUACAGUGGGGUUUUGGUUUUAGAACAUGGUGAACCAUUGUACACUUGUAAUCUUGAACCGACAAUAAUGAUGACAAACAAAACUGAGCAAAAUAAAUUCGCUUUAAGCAGCACGAGUGAGGUCACUACAUUUGAAUCAACUACAAAAGCGAAAGAAAGUGGUGUAACGCUCGUUCACUACACGCAUGAAAAAAAUUGGCUUUCCAAUUUUGCAGGUCCACUUGGUGGCGCCUUUAGUGUCAUAGUAAUCAUACUAAUUGCUGGUGUCUAUUUAAAGGGGAGAAAGAGAGAGAAAAAAGUCGAAGAAAAAUUUGAACAGUUAUUGUAAAACUAACUACAAGAAAACAUUUAUAAAGAUACAACACGAUUUGAAUGAUAUUAAGACAUUUUGUUUAUUUUAUUAUAUUAAUGUCUUACGAUCUGAAAGUAAAUGUAAUUUUAAUGAUAAAGUAAUUAAUUUAACUAUUUAAGAUUUUCAAUUGAAACUAUGUAUAUUGUUGUAUAUUAAAUUCUCCAUUUUCUGCUACGCCUAGUCAUAAAUACCUAGAGCCGUUAUAAAUAUAUGUAUUUAUAAUUUUUAAAGUAAUAUUUUAAUUUUCUUAAUCCUCAGUACUCUCUUUAGUUUUGUUGCGUUAUAAAAGUGUGUAAACUUUUUUUUAAAUAUUGUUUUAGUUAGGUUUCUAUGACAUAACUUUAAUAUGCUUACCAUAUAUUUUAUUUAGUGAAUAUAUAAAUUUGUGGAAAAGAAAAGCAAAAAAAAAUAUGUUUUUUUUUUUUUUCAUCAACAAUGGGCUUAAGAACCAGCCUUAUAAUAAGAUUUCAAACAUUUCACAUACAUUUUGAUAUUGGAAGACGUAAUGCAGUGAGAGCUUAAAUAUAUAUAUAUAUAUACAAACACACACAUAUAUAUAUAUACGCAUAUAUAUCACAUAUAUAUAUACACAAUAUAUAUAUAUAUAUAUAUAUAUAUAUAUAUAUAUAUAUAUAUAUAUAUAUAUUGUUGUAACUCUAGGGUAGGCACUCAACGAAAGACAGGUCGGCAACAGUAAACGAUGUAUUUAUUUAGUAUAACUAGUAUAAGCAUCAACAAAUAGUAAUAGUUACUAGUUACAACAAUAUAUAUAUAUAUACUUUUUAUGCUGGGAUGUUCAUCUCAUCGAUUCAAAUGUCCCGCCAAGUUAAAAAUUUUGAGAGGCAUUUUCCCAAGUAAAAUCAGUUGGGACAUUUUUUGAUAUACUUUGAUUUACUAUAAUAAUGGCGAUCUUUAGAAAUAUAUUGUUAACGUAAUAUAUUAGUUAUUUACGUAUUUAUAUUAUUUUGAUUAUAAGAGCUGCACUCUUAAACUGGGCACAUAGAAUGUGCGUACUUAACAAACUGGACUUAAUGAAAACUUACUGGACAUAGAAGAUGCCAGAAAAUCCGCAAUAAUAAAUGAUAAACUGUCCAGGCUCAAAUUGGAAAUUGCUGCCCUCCAGAAAACUCGUUUAGCUGACUCUGGUUCAAUCAAAGAAAAAUACUACACCUUUUUCUAUGGUAACCUUUCGUCUGCUCUCAGGGAGAUCCAAAAUAUGGAACAGGUUAUCAUCGUUGGCGACCUCAAUUCACGCGUUGGAUCUGACAACUCUGCUUGGGACUGCUGUAUUUGGUGUCGGAAAAGUAAAUGAAAAUGGACAAAGGCUCCUCGAGGUUUUCUCACUACACCCCCUCUGUAUCACUAAUACCUAUUUCAAGACUUAACUACAGCACAUGGUAUCUUGGCUGCAUCGUUGCUCCAAACAUUAACACCAACUAGACCUAAUCAUUGUACGACAAAAGUGCUUAAAAUUUGUCAUCUUAUCAGGUCCUAUCACAGUUCAGACUGUAACACAGAUCACUCCUUGGUAUGUUGUAAGAUCAAUCUUCUCCACGAAAAAUCAGCCAUACCAAGCAGAUUUGAAGACCCAAAUCGAAUGUAAGCAAGAUGUGCCACCCUGAUCUUCAGAUACAGUAUACGGAAUCUUUUGUACGCCAGUAUGAAAAUUUCUCUGGAAAUACAGCAACAGAAAAAUGGAAACACCUCAAGUCCACCAUACAAAAGACUUCCCUGGACAUCUUUGGAAGAAAAAUUACAAAACGAAAUGAUUGGUUUGACUCUAAAUUAGCUAUUUUAGAACCUUUCUUCAGAGAAAAGAGAGAUGCACUCGAUACAUACAAGGCGAAACCUACCCAACGCAACCUGCUAAAUAUGAAAGAGGCUAGAGCCACUGUGCAAAGGACAGUGAGGAUCUGUGCCAAUGAAUACUGGGUAGAGCUCAGUGAGAAUAUUUAUCUCGCAGCUCAAGUGGGCAGCAUAAGAGGUAUGUAUAAAGAAAUAAAAAAGGCUCUCGGACCCUCACAAUUCAGCACCUCUUAAAUCAACCACUGAGGAAAUUAUCACAGACAAGUUGAACAUUACUUUAAACUUAAGCUUAGUCUCUGCCUCAGCCCUUAAGGCUAUCAUACAAUUAUACACAAUGAACGAACUAGACGAAAUACCCACCCUGUUAGAGCUCAACAAAGCCAUAUAUAACACGGCAACCCGUAAAGCACCCGGAUGCGAUGGUAUCCCUCCAGAUCUUCUAAAACAAUUCAAAAGUACACUAAUCCAACCUCUACACGGACAGCUUUGCAAAUGUUGGCAAGAAGGUGCUGUGUCACGUGACCUGCGGGAUACUAAAGUCGUUACACUUUAUAAAAACAAAGACUCGACUGCAACAAUUACAGGGAAAUCCCCGUCCUAAGUAUUGUGGCAAAGUCUUUGUUCCAGUAAUGCUUUCCAGGCUACAAAACUCGCUGAUUGGGUCUAUCCAGAAUCACAAUGCGGCUUUCGCUUAUGAAGCUUGACAAUUGACAUGAUUUUCUCCAUCCGACAACUUCAGGAAAAGUGCAGAGAACGAAGAAUGCCUUUGCAUAUUGCGUUCAUUGACCUGACAAAGGCCUUUGAUCUAGUCAGCAGAGACGAGGUCUUUUUUAAAUUUAAAACAGAUAAUAGGCACAAGCUACUAAAUGUAAUCGUAUCUUUCCACCAAAAUAUGAUGGGAACAGUGCAAGUAAACGGUGCCUGCUUUUGAAAGUUUCAGUAUAAACAGCUGAAUUAAACAAGGAAUACUAUUGUCACUGCUAAUCCACAACGCAUUGGAGGACAAAUCCACCGAAGGCAUCUAUCUCCAUUCCAGAUUUGAUGGCAAACUCCUAAAUAUUGCCAGCACUGAGGGCCAAAACUAAAAUCACAACCUCCCUCGUAAGAGAUAUGUUAUUCGCAGAUGAUGCAGCGGUAAUGGCACACUCACAAGUGGAAUUUUAGUCACUAAUGUCCCUCUUCUCUCAGGUCUGUAAUGAAUAUGGCUUAAUUAUUAGCACAAAGAAAACAAAUGUUAUGGGACAACCUGCUACAGCACCACCCCACAUCGUCAUAAACGAUAACAAGCUGAAUGUCGUAAAUUAAUUUUGCUAUCUGGAAUCCACAACUUAAGAUGCUUUGCUCUAGAAGAGUAGAUUUAAAAAAACGCAUAGGGAAGGCUGCCUAAACCUUCGCUAGACUCAUGUCAAGAGUUUGGGAAAACCAGAAGCUCACUACGGUGACCAAAAUGGCAGUCUACAAGAGUACACUAAUGUAUGGCAGUGAAUCAUGGACCACCUAAGAAAAGCAAGAGAGAAAGCUAAACUCAUUCCAUUUGCGAUGUCUCUGUAUCAUCAUGAAAAUCACUUGGAAAGAAAAAGUGUGCAAUACUGAUAUCAUUGCGCGAACAGAUAUUCCCAGCAUACCUUAGACAACGCCGCCUGCGCUGGCUUGGACAUGUUCGCUGGAUGGUGGACAAUUGCAUCCCGAAAGUCAUCCUUUACGGACAACUUGCGACUUGCUCAACAAAAACUGGUCGCCCCCUCAUCCGUUACAUAGAUGUAAUAAAAAGAGUCCACAAAUCAGCGAACAUCAAUACUGACCAUUGGGAAGACAUAGCUCUAGACCGCACCAGAUGUAGAGAGACUGACUAAAAUGCAAUGGACAUCGAAAGAACAUGGUCCUUAACUCUGGAAGAAAAACGUACAAUGCAAAAUCGGCAAGCUCCUCUACUACCGAAACAAGAGCCAUCUUAACCUACGAUAUUUGUGUACGGGAAUGUCUGUCCAAAAUAGGGUUCCACUGCCACAUGAAAAAUUGUUCGAGAUGAACCAUAGUCUUUCUACUACUGAAGGAGGCCAACAACAUUAUAUAAAUUCAUUACAAAUUGUAAUUAUUUUGUUUCUAAGAUUUCUUUGUUUCCAAUGUUACUUAAAGACUGUUUAAAAUAGGGAAACAAAAUUAAAAUAAAUCACUCACUGAAGUAUAUAAAGUUUACAAAAUAUGUAAUAAAUAGCUAAGUUUAAUUAAUUGAAUGUUACCAAAAAAUAUUUUUACAUGAGCUUUGCAAAAAAAAAAUGUAUUGUGUAUUAAAGUAUAGAUGCAAACAGGUA